Molecule: messenger RNA, 9093 nt
Organism: Plasmodium malariae
Lineage: Eukaryota; Apicomplexa; Aconoidasida; Haemosporida; Plasmodiidae
Product: CPSF (cleavage and polyadenylation specific factor), subunit A, putative
Exons: 10
Coding region: 1-9093 (3030 amino acids)
Biological process (GO): mRNA splicing, via spliceosome
Cellular component (GO): U2 snRNP; nucleus
Molecular function (GO): U2 snRNA binding; protein binding
Source: RefSeq, a predicted model, not a curated record
AUGAGCAUAUACCACUUUUAUAAUAAUGCUAUACCAAGUACAUCAAUAAGAACAGCCAUUUGCACAAACAUAAAAGGAAACAAGAAAAAGUAUUUGUUGUAUGCAUGUAACAACUAUUUGAAUGUGUGUUGUGUAGAUAAGGAUGGGUUCACAGAUGAUUUUAGUAAACAUGUCGUCUUUUCCGAAGUGCUAGAAUUACGUGAGUACUUACCAGAAAAAUUAACAGAUAGAGAUAAAAAAGAAAAUAUAAAAUCAUAUGUAUUUUUAUUAACAAGGAAAUAUAAUUUAUUACUUUUAGAAUUCGAUAUAAAGUUAAAUGAUUUUGUGACGUUGUCCCAAAUAAAUUUACAUGAAUUAAAUGGCAUGCACAUUGAAGAAGAUAUUACAUUUCUACUGGACGAAAGACAACGUACAGUUUUGUUUUACGGAUAUAAAAAUAUUCUUAAGUAUAUUUAUUUAGAUUAUGACGAUUAUUUUAAUUUAAGUCGGUUAUAUACCUUGAGAUUAGAUGAAGGCCUCAUCAUAGACAUGAUAUUUGUGAACAGCUACUCCGAUGGUUACCACGAUGUUGGAAUUAAUGAAGGGGAUGACGAUGAGGAGGACGAUUACCUAGAUAAUAGCGACCACGGUAAUAAAGACGAAUCUAUUAACGGCUGUAAUUAUGAACGUAAUGACGAUCCUAAUAACCACUUUAGUAAUGACCACGUCAGUAAUGCUCGCAGUAAGGAAGAGGGAGAUAGAGGGAGGGGGAGAAGAAAUAGUCAUAAGGGAAGAAACAACACAGAUGAAUAUUAUUCAAAGCACAAUUCGAAAGAGUGUGAUUACAUAAAAAAGAAAAAAAAAAAAAAAAAAAAAUUAUUAACACGUUCAGCUAAUUUGCAUAUGGAAAAUAUGACCAAAAAUGGAAGCAACAAGAGGGGUUGCAUAAACGGCGGUUCUGUAUCGUCAACUACUGUUAACAAUAAUAAGAAAACACAUGUUGAUGAAAAUAGUAGCAAUGGUGCAAGUAACAGCAUUAAUUAUGAUUACUGCCCCGGUGAUAAAAACAAUAAUCAUAUUAAAUUAACUAAAUAUAAUGCAUAUGUAACAAAAGAAGAGAAAAAGGAAGAAAUAAAUUUAAAAAAAAGUGAAAUAGAUGUAAAAAAAGAAUAUACUGAAUGUACAUCUACAAUAGAAAAACCUAAAAAUCUUUUUUCAUCAGAUGAGGAUAAAGAAGGAGAUAAGAGUUUCACUAAAAACAAUUAUAUUGAUGAGUGUAGAACUGAUCGCUAUAAUAACAAUAACAAUGGUAAGUGUAACGAUGAUGUUGAUAGCUUUGAUAGAAUCCUUAGAAUUCAUGAUUCCCACUCCAAGGGGAAAAGAUAUAGAAGAAGCAUAAGUUCUACUAUUUGUAUAUUAUACGAUGCAAAAAAAAAAGAAUCCUAUACAUAUGAACGGUACAUAAGACUUAUCCCUUUGUACUCCCUAAGCGAUAAGAGGGACAUAAUCGAGUUCAGUGGAGGUUACGUGGCUAUGCACCCUAACAAAAUAGGAAAUCAUCUCGUUAGCGGUGCUAGCGGCAUUGACAGUGUUAGUGGUGUUAAGGACAUAUGCUCCAACGUCUAUGGAAUUAAUAAUGGCACGUCGACACAAUUGCACGCUCGUGGGAUGAAUGAAGACAAACCCAAGAUCCUUCAGACGUACUAUAAGCCCCUUAUAGUCGACUCAAGCAUAAACAAGCUUCUGUGCUUUGCAAAGAACAGAAUAUUACUUAUAGGUUUUCAAUUUAUUAACUAUAUAGAUCUAGAAAGUGAUAAAGACAAAAAUUUCUUUUUAAGCUCAGAGUUAAGAACAAUUAGAUGUAUAGAAAACCUAAAUGGAAAUAAAUUCAUUUUAGCAGAUGAUUAUGGUGAUCUGUAUAUAUUAACAUGUUUAUGUAAAUCUGAACCAACAUCGUAUAGGUUAACAAAUGAAAAUUAUAAGGACACUUGUAGAAAUAUUAACUCAAUUAAUCUACAGUUUAUAGGUACAUGUUCAAGGUCGAAUGUUAUUGUGUCUAUUUUUUCAGAUAUUAUAUUUUUAGGAUCCCAAGUUAGUGAUAGUUACUUACUACGUAUGCAUAACUAUCCUAUAUAUGAAUGUGAAGACUAUGCACCAGUAGAAGCAUCUUCCUAUUUUACUUUAAACAAUUCAAACCUUCUCCCUAAUGAAAAAUACAGUGGACAUAUAAUUGCUGAUACGUCUAAUGAGAUUAAUAGCAAGGAUUCGUUUUAUCCCUUUCAUCAUGAAGGAAGGGGUGGGGAGAUGUGUACUGUCGGUGGUGUUCCUGGUUACACUCAUCGCCAUGUUGAAAAAGACGAGGAUGUCUAUGUAGGGGAAGAUGAAGAACAAGACAAGUGUGCUAGUAAUUCCAUGUAUGUCGCUAACUUCAAUAACAUCCGUAACACCUGUUAUAAUGAAGAUAACCCGAGUGAGAGUCGCAUGGUCGGAGCUGACUCGUUCAGAAAUAUCCAGGAUAACAUUAAUGACGGUAUCAAUUGCAAAAAUAUAUUCGGUCGAACUAGUAUAAAAAACCACAGCAGAGAUGUCGUUAUGCAGGCUAACUACAGUUACAGGAACGUAAAUGCAGAGAAGAGAGACACACGCAGAUUUAAUCACUGCUGUUUUGAAGAUAAUAAUUAUAAUAUGAAAGGAAAUCAAAAUGAUGUAGGUAUGACUUCUGACAAACAUGACUUUUAUAAUUUAUGGCAUACGAAAGAAGGUCUCAUGAUAGAAAAUAAAGCACAGGUAAGGGGAUAUCCAAGCGGAACGUAUGCGCAUAAUAUGGGAAGAAAUAAAAAGAGAAAAAAAAGAAAAAAAAAAAAGAAAAGAAAGAAAAAAAAGAAGAAAAGUGGGAGCGAAGUUGGAAGUGCAGGUAAAAGUGGAAAUGAAAUUGGAAGUGAAUGCGGGAGUGAAAGUGUAAGCGAAAGUGGAAGCGAAAGUGGAAGCAAAAGUGGAAGCAAAAGUGGAAGCAAAAGUGGAAGCAAAAGUGGAUGCGAAAGUGGAAGCGAAAGUGGAAGCGAAAGUGGAAGCGAAAGUGCAAACAAAAGUGGAAACGAAGGUGAUAGCGAGAGUGGAAGUAAGAACGAAGGGAAGAGAAACAAAUUUUAUAUCGAGAUCCUUUCGGUUAUUCAAAAUAUGGGUCCGAUCUUAGACUUUUGUGUAAUCAAAAAUAAACAUGAUGAAAAGGAAAUAAUAACAUGUAAUAGUUAUGGAAGAACUGGAUGUAUAUCUAUUAUUCGGAAUGGAUUAAAAACAAAUAUUAUUUCGAAGUUAAGUUUAAAUAGAAUUACAAAUUUAUUUGUUGUAAAAUAUGUAAUACAUCUAAAAAAGAAAAAUAAUCAAACAAGAGCAGCAAAUACCAAAAUGAAUGAUGUUAAAUGUAAAAGGGAAAAAAAUGAAAAUACAUCCGAUGUUUUUCCAACUCUAAAUGAUGAACAUAGUGAAAAUUAUUUUAUAAAAAAAGAAGAAAUACAAUAUUUAGAUAACGCAUACAAUGGUGCUGAGAAAGAGGGGGAAAAAGUGGAAGAAGCAGGAGAAGAGAUAGAAGAACCGAUAGACAUUGAAGCGUUUGUAUACCUAGAUGGUAAGAAAAAUGUACAAAUCAAAGACAUCAAUUUGUGCUUUCUAAAUAAGUAUUAUUUUGAAAAUAAAAGAGAAAUUAACGUGUUGAAAUACGCAAAUUUUAUUUAUUUUCAUGUGUUCAUUAUAUGUAUAACGUACGGUUUUCGAACGAGGAUCAUCGGCGUGUGCAACGAUAGAGAAAGGAAACAAAGGAAACAUUACAAAAGGGGAAAAAAUAAAAAAGGGGAAGCAGACAUAGGCACAGUUAGAGGUGUACGAAAUCAUGUCCGGGUAGACACAGAAAGAGCUUGUGGAACGAAGAAUACACAGCGUGUUAAUUUCUCAACCCCAUAUGAAGAGGGCUGUCAAACGAAUGAACACUACUUCACCAAAUCACAUAGAAAAAAUAGCAAACACAAUAAAAUAUUUCUGUGCGAAUAUGAAAACACAGAUAUAGAUUUAAGGAACAACACGAUAUACUUUAACGUGUUGAACAAUUUUCCUUAUCUUGUGCAGGUAACUAAUCAAAGCGUUAUACUACUGUGUUGUUUGUCAUUAAAAAAGGUGCAUGCUUUAACAUUUAAUUUUAUUUAUAAAUUCUGUUUAUAUAAAGAUUAUUUCUAUAUAUACUGCAAUAACAGUAUUAAGGUAUAUGCAGUUACUGAAAAAUCUCUCAUCUUUUUGUAUGAAUAUGAAUUAAGAGAAACAAUUACAUCCAUGGUCAUUUACAAAAGUUUAUUAGUAUGUGUUUUUAAGAACAAACAAGUAAUACUUCUUACCAUCAACAAGAAAGGACUAAGUCAAUUACAAAAAAGAGAAAAUGCGCAAUGUGUAAGGAAUGCAUAUAUCUUUAGAGAGGUUUUGUUAUAUGAGCCUAAAUGCUCUUUUUUUGUUUUUAUAUGUGAUAUUGAAUUAUUGGAAAUGAAUGACAAUGUUUAUCUCUUUAUUGGGUAUAAUAAUGGGGAUUUGGAAUACUUCUUGUUAUGCUCCAUUAGUGAUGUUUGCAUGAAUAGGAGGAACAGUGGGUUUAGAAGUGAUAAACAUAUGUGUAGCACACAUAGAAGUGGUACAGGUGGACGUGGCUACUGUAAACGUAGUAGCUCACAUGGACGGGGUACACACAGGAGUACCACGCAUGGACAUAGUAAACAUGUUAAUAAUAGUAGCUCUAUAAAUUAUGAGCCGAACCAAGUAACCAUUUGUCCAUUUUAUGAUGAUCAAGCGUCCAAUGCUCAUUGUAACAACAACCACAGCAGCAACAUCAACCACAGCAGCAACAUCAACCACAGCAGCAACAUCAACAACAAUAACAAUAACAAUAACAACAUCAACAACAAUAACAAUAACAAUAGUAGGAAUGACAAUCGCAGUAGUAGUAACACCAAUAAUAUUGAAAGUAAGGAGAGGAGGGGAAAUAAUAUUGUUGAUGAGGGUAAAACCAUCCAUGACAAGAGUAAGUCGCGUUAUGGAGGUAUCAUAACAUAUAGUGAAAAUAGUGUAGGACAAUUAUCAUCAAAAAAAAUUUCAGUUAAAAAUGAAUAUUCCCAGUCAAGUGGUACUCGAACAAAUGCUAAUAUGAACGGAAAGAGAUAUAACAAAUACAACACGAGUAAACAGAUUUGUAGUUAUAAUAAGGCACAAAGAGAGGAUAACAAUAUUUUCAAAUUACAUAAAGAAUUUUUAAAAAAAAAAGAAGCUUCUUUGAAAUAUGUAUACAGUAGUAAAAACCUGAACAGUAAAGAAAAUUACAAGUUUAGCUACAAAAUAAAAGUAACUGAAGAUAUAGAAAAAGAAAGGAAAAUUAAAAAAUGCAAAAGGAAAUUACUAAAAUAUUUAUCGCAAAAUUAUACAAACGUGUUUAAAUAUUUUGAUUUCUAUAAUUCAACAUUUAAAAAUGUGCACCAUUUGCAUAAAGCAUGCGUGAAGAAUACUCAAGAUGAGCUUCUCAUCGAUUCGAGUUCCUUUUAUAACGUCAACGUAACAUCGGAGCUGUUUAGAAGCAUGGAUUGUUUACUGAACAGGAAUGUAAGCGCGGAUCAGCAUUAUUAUAAAAAUGGCACGAAUGGGAGAUUUAGUCAAAUGAGUAGCAGUAAUGGGAUUGCUAACAAUGAUAGUAGUGGUAAUAGUACCGGUAAUAGUAAUGGUAGUAGUAACAAUGAUGGUAAUGGUAACAAUGAUGGUAGUAGUAACAAUGAUGGUAGUAGUAACAGUAAUAAUGGCCGAAGCGAUGACUAUGGCAGUGGUUGCUGCAGUAGAGACCGCUCUGCUUCCGCUAGAACGUUGAAAGGCACCUUAAGGCGUAGUGCUAACAAAUCAGAACAGUUGAGUGAUAACCAUAUUAAGAAGAACGUAAAAUGCAAUAAGCGACUGAAGGAAAUGUGCGCUCAAGAGAAAGGAAGAAACAUACCACAUAUAUCUGCACGUUAUUUAAAGGCAGAAAAAAGAAAGAGGGGGAAAUGCAAAGAAAUGAAAAUUAAUAUUAAAAAGGCUAAUUAUUUUUUUCAAUUUUUCCAAAUUUAUGGAUUAUCCUCUGAUGAAUCAUCAGGUAGCGAUAUUGUUAAUUUUUAUACGUUUAAAAGAUUAAGAACUAAAAAAAAAGAAAAAGAAAAGGAAAAGGAAAAAACGUAUAAAAAGAAAAGCAGAGCAAGUGGCAAUAAGACAAAGAACUUGGGUUUGGAAAAAGAUAUAUUUAAUAAUUAUUAUUCUUCUCUAAAUGUGUCUUCAAGUUCAAAUGUAGACUGCAUUAAUCAUGUUUAUUGUACGCCCAUUCGAACAUAUGGGAAUUACGACGAGAGGUGUGCAAAGGAUUUCCACUUGGCUUCCUUCCUAGAGGAGAAAAAAAAGCAAAAGAAAAGGAAGAAGAAGAAGAAAAAAAAAAUUAAAAUAAAAAUGAAUAACACCAGUAUCAGUAGUAAUAAUAAUAGUGGUGGUAAUAAUAAUAGUGGUGGUAAUAAUAAUAGUGGUGGUAAUAAUAAUAGUGGUGGUAAUAAUAAUAGUGGUGGUAAUAAUAAUAGUGGUGGUAAUAAUAAUAGUGGUGGUAAUAAUAAUAGUGGUGAUAAUAAUAAUAGUGGUAAUAAUAAUAGUGGUGGUAAUAAUAAUGGUGGUAGUAAUAAAAGCAGAGGUAAGAAUAGAAACAGAUGUAAAAAUAAUAGCAGUAGCAAUAAUAAUUGUAGUGGUAAUGACUAUAAUAAUAAUGGAUGUGGUAAUAGUAAUAAUGUUAGUGACAAUGUUUACGCAGAAACUAUGGAGGGACAGAGAAUGGAUGCAAAGAAAAAGAAUAAGGGGAAAAAACCCCAUCCGAAUAACGAUGAUUUUUCAAAAGAAUUAGGAGUAGUUGACUUAGAAAAGGAUGAUAAUCAAAACGACAAUAGUGGUAUGGAUACACAUGCACAAUUUGAAUAUUGUCGAAGCUUUACCAACAAGAGGAAGAGAGAGAGUAGCAAUAUUCAGAAGGACUUAAAUCGUCUGAACAGAUCAGGAAGUUACAAUCGAAAAGAUAGUAUAAGUGAAGAAAUCCUACUUGAAGGAACAAAAAGAUACAGCAGUAGAGGUGACUGCAGUCAUAUCGGUAACCCAAGCAGUAGGCAUUGCAGUAGGCAUUGCAGGAGCCGCUGCAGUAGUCGUAACAGGCUCGGAAGAAUUGAUAAGAAGGGACUGCUCAAUCUCAUAUUCAAAAGAAAGCUAAAAGAACAAUGCGACAAUAUGUACGUGCAAGAAAAUUAUGUGCAUUCUGAUAAGUGCAGCAGUAAGUCGGAUGAUGUGUCCACAAGUGACUCAUCAUAUUUUGAAAAUAUGCAGAAUGUAUUAUUUGAUGAAAAAAUAUAUCUAAAAAGAUAUAUUAUAAAAAGUAAAAAAAUUGCAUUAACAAAUAAGAGAAAAAUAAAUGUAUGUAAAGGGCCUAUUAAAUUUAAAAAGUUCAUAAAAGUAUUCACUGAAAGAAAAAAAAUGGAUAUAAAUAUGAACAAUCAUUCUGUAAAGAAAUAUAAUUUCCUUUUUGUGUGUUGUGAAAAACCAUUGAUCAUAUAUUCAAAUUUAAAAAAAAAAAUAUCAUUAUCUAAAUUGUCUAUUAAAAAUAUAUAUCUAGUUGAUCUUUUUAAUGAUUUUAAUUAUUUAAAUCCAUUUCAUAAUUUUAGUUCAUUUAAAAAAAAAAAUCAAAACAAUUUUUAUUUUAUUUUUUAUGAUGGUCAACGGAUAUAUAUAUCUCACCUAAAUGAUAUUAAAGAAACAUUUUUACAAAAAAUACCAUUCCAUAGAACAGUCGAGAAAAUAGCUUAUCACUCAGAAACUGGUUUACUAAUUACUGCUUGUCCUCUAGAAGAAAAACAUAAAACAAAUAAAAUGAUGAAACAGAUUGUAUGCUUUUUUGAUCCACUUCAAAAUUCAGUCAAAUAUACGUAUAUAAUUCCCUCCAAAUAUAGCGUUUCCAGUAUAUGUAUAUAUGAGGUAAACAAAGAUGUAUAUGCUAAUAAUACCGUCAAUACAUUUAUUUGUGUUGGUACUGCAAACAUUAAUGAAAGAAUUACGGAGCCUUCUUCUGGCCAUAUCUACGUUUUUAUUGCUAAAAAGAAGGUUAACAUUUUUGAAAUCAAGCAUAUAUACACCUACAAUGUUAACUGCGGUGGUAUCACGCACUUGAAGCAGUUCUACGACAAGUUGAUAGCGGCUGUCAACAAUACGGUCAUUGUCCUUGAUAUGAGCAACUUCUUAAUAAACCUGGAAAAAUAUAUGGAUUAUUCGAACAACGCCAUUCUAGAGAAGGACGACGCUAUUUUGGAGGUAGCUUCCUUCACGCCAAGCUCGUGGAUAAUGAGUCUCGACGUUUUGGAAAAUUAUGUCGUAGUUGGAGAUAUCAUGACAUCAGUGACAAUAUUAUCUUACGACUUUAACAACUCUAUUUUGAACGAAGUUUGUAGAGACUAUUCCAACGUUUGGUGCACAUCUGUUUGUGCCUUAUCGAAAAGUCAUUUCUUAGUUUCUGAUAUGGAAUCUAACUUCCUUGUGUUACAAAAGUCGAACAUCAGAUACAACGAUGAAGACUCCUUUAAGCUAUCGAUGGUAUCACAGUUCAAUCACGGGAGUGUUGUUAACAAAAUGUUAUCGGCUUCGUUAACCAACUUAAUUGAAGAAGUGGAAAGUCGAGAUGGGAUUUUGAGAAAAAAUGACAGCAUUCUAUGUGCAUCAAGUGAAGGGUCCAUUUGCGCCCUAAUUCCCUUUUCGAACUUUGCAAAUUUUAAGAGAGCUUUAUGUAUUGAAAUAGCCUUAAAUGAUAACAUAUCAUCUAUUGGAAAUUUAAGUCAUAGUUCUUAUAGAGAAUAUAAAAUCAGUUUUGCUUCAAAAUGUUGUAAAGGUAUUGUGGAUGGAGAGUUGUUUAAAAUGUUUUUUUACAUGCCUUUUGAAAAGCAGUUUAAAACGUACAUUUAUGCGAAAUGGAUUGCUAAAAAAUUGAACUGCAAAUUUGGAACUUUCGAGAAUUUCAUGUUAGACAUAGAAAAUUUGUGCAGCUUUCUAUAA